Molecule: messenger RNA, 6267 nt
Organism: Taeniopygia guttata (zebra finch)
Lineage: Eukaryota; Metazoa; Chordata; Aves; Passeriformes; Estrildidae
Source: RefSeq, a predicted model, not a curated record
CCCCCGCCAUUCCCGUCGUCGUCCCCUGUUCCCCCUUCCCCCUCCCGGGAGCCGCCCCCCUGCUGCAGCGAUGUGACACGCCCCCUCUCCAUCCCUCCCUCCCUCCCUCCCUUCCGUCGCCGUCCCCUCCCAGGAAGAAGCCGGAGUCGGCAGCGCCGCGAGCCCAGCAUGGAGUAGGGCGGCCCGGGGCCGGCGGCGCCGCGCGGGCAUGGAGCUGGGCCCGGGGCCCUGCGCGCUGCCGCCCGCCGCCGGGGCCGGGGCGAGGGCGGCGGCGGCAGGGGGACCCUGCGCCGAGAUGCUGCAGGUGGCGGAGGAGGCCUUCCGCGGCGGCAACUUCGAGCUGGCGGCCGAGAUCUACGGCUCCGAGCUGGCGGGGCUGCCGCAGCCCGAGCGGGGCCUGUGCCUCCGUCGCGCUGAUGCGUUGGCCAGGGCCGGCCGCAUGGCCGAGGCGCUGGACGCCUACGGCGCGGCGGCGCGGCUGGCGCGGCUGCGGCCCGAGGAGCUGCGGGAGCUGGCGGAGAGCGUCGCCCUCAGCAUCCGCGACAAGGAGCUGCGCCUCCCGCCCUGGGGGAGCGGCGCGGCCGGCGGCGGCGGGGCGGAGGGUGAGGGUCUGGGCGACCCGGCGUGCUGCCGCCCGCCCGAGCUGUUCGCCUGCCCGCUGUGCCGGCGGCUGCUGUGCGAGCCGGUGACCCUGCACUGCGGGCACACCCACUGCCGCCGCUGCGCCGAGCCCGGCGACUGCGGCCGCUGCCACCGCCCGCGCCGCCCGGCCGAGCCGAGCCCUGCCGCCGCCGCGCUGCCGCCGGCCGCCGGCCGCCCGCGGGUCAACGUGGUGCUGGGCAACCUGCUGCACAAGUGGUUCGGUGCCGAGAGCCGGGCGCGGCGGCUCCGCGCCGAGGGCGACGCGCUGCGGGAGCGCCAGGAGCUGCCGGCCGCCCUGGAGAAGUACAACCAGGCCCUGGAGAUGGCUCCUUGCAAGUGUUCAUUAAUAGCACAGCGGGCGGAGCUCUGUACGUUGAUGAAGAACUACCAGCAAGCUCUUCACGACGCAGACAUCCUGUGCCGGAACAAACCCCACUGGCCCGUGGGCCAUUAUGUGAAAGCAAAAGCUCUUUCUGGAUUGGAAAGGACCGAGGAAGCAUUGAAGGAGUUUCUUUAUUGUGUUGCCUUAAAUCCUGAAUGGAGCUCAAUGAAGAAAGAAGCCCAAAAGAUAAUGUGUGAGAUGUUUUUCCCAGCCUUUGAAAAUGUGCAUGAUAGUCUAACAGCACCUUUCUCUAGUCGAACAUCCCAUACAAGAUUGAAACCUGCAUUUCUGAGUAGCAUAAACACACAGUCAGCUGUGGAAGAUAACUCUGUUGCGGGGUCCUCAAAGGAUUCUAUGUUCAGGUUAACAAAAACCCCGUCCCAAGAAUCUGAUGUAUUCAGAAGCACUGAUUCCUCUGUUACCCAUCAUGUUCUGGAUCUCUACUUUGAUGAGAACAAGAAGUCUUUGGGAGCUAUUCUCUCCAGUUUACCUGGGGUUGGCUUAAAAAGAAAGCUGUCCAGUGAUACAAGGGAUUUGCAGAGUUUGGAUGUCCCCAAUAAGAUUCUUAAAAAAGAUGGAGAUGUUUUACCUGAAAACACCACUGACACUUCAAGUGAAAUACCAACAACUCUAGUGGAUGCAUCGGACUUUGAGUGUUCUCUCUGCAUGAGGUUGUUCUACGAACCUGUUACCACACCCUGUGGACACACCUUUUGCCUCAAAUGCCUUGAGCGUUGCCUUGACCAUAAUCCACUUUGCCCUCUCUGCAAGGAAAAGCUGUCAGAAUUUCUGGCAAGCAGAACUUACAAGAAGACCGUCCUCACAGAAGAACUGAUAGUCCGUUACUUGCCGGAGGAAUUAUCUGAAAGGAAGAAAGUUUAUGAUGAAGAAAUGAAGGAAUUGUCAAAUUUGAAUAAAGAUGUUCCCAUCUUCGUAUGUACCAUGGCCUUUCCUACCAUCCCUUGUCCGCUCCAUGUCUUUGAACCUCGUUAUCGCCUAAUGAUAAGAAGAUGCAUGGAAACUGGUACCAAGCAGUUUGGCAUGUGCUUAGCUGAUGAAUUAAAAGGAUUUGCAGAUCAUGGCUGUAUAUUAGAGAUCAGGGACGUAAAGUUUUUUCCUGAUGGACGCUCAGUUGUUGAUACAGUUGGUGUCCGUCGUUUUAGGGUCUUAAGCCAUGGCCAACGAGAUGGAUAUAACACAGCAAACAUCGAGUAUCUUGAAGAUAAAAAGGUUGAAGGACCAGAAUAUGAAGAACUUGUCCGCCUUCAUGAUUCAGUCUAUGAUCAAGCUGUUGCCUGGUUCACUUCACUUAAAGACAAUAUGAAAGUGCAAAUUCUCAAUCAUUUUGGAUCUAUGCCAGGAAAAGAAUCAGAGCCACAGAGCAACCCCAGCGGUCCUGCCUGGUACUGGUGGCUCUUGGCAGUGUUGCCCCUGGAAAACAGAGCUCAGCUGGCUAUACUGGCUAUGACCUCCCUGAAGGAUCGUCUGAUCGCCAUCAGGCGCGUAUUGAUAUUUGUGACUCGCAAAAGACCCAGAUAACAUGGACUUUCGUUGUGAGUGGGCACCAAAAACAUCUCAUGACAGGUUGUUUUUUGUAUUUUUUUAAGAUUCCUUGAAAAAGGAACAGCCCUUUCUGACUGUGUCCUGCAUCCAUUGAUUGCAUUGGUUUGUUAUCUGGGUAUUCACCAAACCUUGCACACUCUCCUGUUGUCCCGGUGAAAACUGAGCCUCUGCAGAGCUGUGCUACAUUUAGAAUGUAGCUGAUGGAUGUGGAUAAUUGCUUCAAAGUACUUUGAUAGAAUUGAUGUUUCUAGUCAAGAGAGUUAAAUACUAGAGUAGUGCCAUUGGCCUGCAUGUGAUCUGAAUUUUCACUCAGUAAGAAGAGGAAACUGGACAGUGGAUUGAAGAGGUGUUUCCUAGACUUUCUUGAAGGUAGUGAAUAGAAGAGGAGUAAUGCUGCCCAGCAGUAUGCAUGAGAACUACAACCAACAGUACUCUCUGUUAGUGAAUUGGAAGGCAGUCUGUCAUACACCCACAUCUCUCUCUCUCUCUCUCUCUCUUCAGCAAAUAACAGUCUGAGGAAAAAACUGGUUAAGCUGUUAGUAGUCAAGGCAUCUGAGGAUGUUUAUCUGAAAGAAUAAUAGCUACUGAAUAAGCACACUAUUUGGUAGCCUUAGGUAAUCCCUCCUUUGUGAUUUACGUGUUGUAGCAGAAUAAGUAUAUACAAAAUAUUUGGAAAUAUGUACUUUGGUUUCUUUGAAGAGAAAACCCAAAGUAAUCCUAGCCAGUCUUACUGCUAAAUUCAAACCAAGCCGCUCACUAAAGUAUAAUAAACACUGCUGUGAAAUAAUGAUUUCACCCUGAGUAUGAGGGAGGCAUUCUGCAGUUUGCUCUCAACACCUGCUCUGUGAGUGGAACGAGCAAGGAUGAAAGGUGGGGAGGUUUCCAUCUCCUUCCUUCCUGCAGUGUCAUGCUGACCUCCUGUUACGUUGGGGUGGUCUCUACUGAACGUGUUUCAAACCGAAAGUAUUGUAGUUAAGUACCAGUUGCUGUAUGUGACGGAAAUCAGUCCACAGUAACACCAUGAAAGGAGUCACAAACCGAACCUACAAAGGCACGUCUCAAUGCAAGCUUCAGUCAGGUGUUAAUCUUCAUUUGUCUCUUUGAUUAUUUUUUUACGCAUUGUUUUGUUAAUAUCUUACAUUUAUAGCUAUUAAUUGAUAGCUUGUCAGUCAAAUGAUCACCAUAUGCUCAACUGCCAAUGAAAUAACUCAGUGUUACCAAUUCAAUUGGCAUAGUUUCGUAUAACUAGAACUGAUACUACCAACAGGGAAAAAAAGUUGACUUGAACCUCCAUGUGCUGCAAGCAUAGCAAGACCAAUGUAAAGACUUGUUCAUGUGCAGAAGUCUGGUAAGAAGUGGCUGCUUACCUAAAUGGUCAAAGUGCCUGGUUUCUUUGUUAGUUUUUUUCUCCUUAUUUGUCAAUGAAGAGGUAUUUAAACUUUUUUUUUUUUUUCCACUUUGUACAUGAAUUCUGGAAGAAGACUGCAUUAAAAUGCAGUGAUUGGGAUAUAUUACCUGCUUUCUUUGGGUAUUGUAGUUAUAACCUCUGUGGUCUGGGAAACAAAAAUUCCAGGUUUUUUUCCUUUCAGCAAAUGGCUACCACAAAUGGUUUCUGUAACAUACCCUGAAUGUACUGUAACUGCCUCUACCUUGAACACGCCUUUUCUAUUUAAGUGGUUUGUAAGUGUAUUCUCUGAAUUGUGAAGUGUGUAAUAUACAACCAGUGAUGUCAUAACCUCUACAGUAGCCUUCUGCAAGUUCUGCUACCACCACCAAAAUACUCAAAAUUCAAGUUGAAUGCAUUUCCUCCAGGAUUUGAAGACGAUGAAGAGGAAUUCACUGAAGUAUAAGGAAUUGUUGUAUUUGUGGGGAGGAAAUGUCAGAAGUCAGUAGGUCUUCAGCCAACUGUCAGCUGAGCUACUGAAGGAUGAUUCACAAACUAAUUCUCGGACCAGAAGAUGGACUGUAUUUGAUCUUGCAAUCCUUUCUGUUUAGCUUCCUGUUCUUCCCAUUCCUUUCCGUGCUGUGUAUUUCUUCAAGACUCAUUCAUCUUGCUUGUUUGUGUGUCUGGCCUAGUUUUGAGUAUUACUAGUUUAGCUGGAAGAGGAUGUUGAUGGUAUUUGUAUAUUGCUGGUCCCUGAUCUUAUAUGUGCUUAAUUUUACAGAUAGGAGUGCAUUUAAGAAAAAAAAAAUAUCAAGGUGCUAGUUAGUGUCUUCUUGGCUUUGCCUCAGUAAAUGUUAAUGUUAAUAUUCUUCUCUGCAAAAGUGAUUUUUUCCAGAUAUCUACUUUUGAGGUACUUCUGACAGAAAACCCUAUGAAAUGAGAGGUUGUUUACUGCUGUUUUGUAAUAUGUAAAGACAUUCUACAUGGGAAGUGACAUUACUGUGUUCAUGAAGGCCUGCAUAGUUAAUAGAGUGAUUGUUAUUGAAAAGAGAGCUGAACUGUAGAGGGAUUUUUUUUUAGUCAAGGUUUAAAGAAGUUUGUGAAUAUUUCAGUGACUGAUGUUUUGGAUAAAUGAUAACAACAAAGGAAUUGUCUGUGUAUGGAUGCAAGUAAUAAUAUUAGCAGCCCAAAGCUGACAUUUCUUCCAAAACAUUGUAUGCUGAUCAAAUAGCAAAGCUUUAAUAAAUAGAUAAAAUCACCACUGCCCUGUGGUACUUGCUUUUUAAGGGGAAGUACCAGUUUCAUUUUUACCAAAUCACCUCUGCCAUAUAAUAUCUGCAGCAUCCAGUAGUACCUCAUGGGAAAAGCUGUCUCGUUGCUCUCUAGAGGAAAUGUCCACGUUACAGCCAGUCUGCACUUAGGUGUAACUUGUUGCCAAGGUACAUGUGGAAGCAUUGGAGCUGAGCUCCUGGAAGAGAUAGACAGGAUUUGUUGCCUUUCUAGCUCAUUAAACUUUUCUUGCUUGCUGUCCAAGCAAGGAUGCUGGGAUAUAUGAUGAGUCUUUUCACUGUGGUGAAUGUGGCCCUUCUUUAUACAUCGUAAAGAGGCCAAAAAGAAAAAAAAAGAAAAAAAAAAUCCCUCUACCUCUACACCUGUUGUUCACCUGUAAAAUUUCAAGCUACAAAAUGAUAUAUAUAUUUUAACUUUUUUUGUCUUUCAGAAGCAUACUAAUUGUUUGCCACUGAGGCCUUUUAUCUACUGUAUUUUAAUAUGUUCAUUUGAUAGUCAUCAAGAUCUCUUUGUACUUCUAACCUGUAGAACUUGUCAUGUUUCUUACUGCUCCUUUUUCCUUCUUCUCCAGUCCACUUUUAAAUUGAUAAAUAGAAAGCUGUACACUCUAUUCCUGUUACAUUUUACACUAGUGGAACUGGUAUUUUGGUAGCGCCUUAAUUUUGCAGUUGUGAAAUGAUUGUAUCAACUCUUAUCUGGGGCUUCUGACCAGAUGUAAAUGAGUAUGUUUAAUGUAGAUAAACUUGAAACCAUUUUUUACUGUUUUAAAGCUAGAAAUGAAAUGGAGAGUGUACAUAUGUAUAAAUAUAAAUUAUUAAUCUGCACCUUUUUGUAUCUAGUAAAUACAGGAGAAGUUCAUGUUCUAACCACAUUUGGCACUUCUUGUUGCAUAAACAAAGCCAAAACUUUUUUUAAAAAUUGCAGUGUUCAUUUCAUGUGUAUUUGCAAUAUUCAUGGGAAAUGUGUUUAAUUUAUGUGAUAUUUGGAAUAAACCAGGUUGAAUUUA